ACUUAUGCUAACCGCUUUCAGCACGCCUCAGUUGUGUUCCGUCAUCUCGUGAAACAACAGCUAGUGAGACCAACUCCUGCGAAGUUGCCUGACAACCGGGACUUGAUGGGGUCACGUGGAAGGUGGAUUCGAGCCGCGACGAAGGCAAAGAAAAGUCGAAGUCCGAUGGUUCGAACCGCGAGUGGGCAGUUGCUGAAGGACCUCCACGAAGGACUUGACCUGAGUCGAUGGGAGCCCGAACUUUGCGUUCAGAUGCUGAGAAUUCCGUCAGUCAACAAUUACUCCGCCAUUGCAAAGCUCCUCGCCAAAGCCAACAAGGAAUGGCUUCUGGAAUUCCUGGAACGAGAUGGUCUGGGUGUCUUGCUAGAGAGUUUGAACCGCCUGGGUGACCGACGAGUUCCCUCGGUGGCAGACGCACUCACCCAGAUGCAAUGCAUGUCUUGUCUUAGGACCGUAAUGAAUUUCCGACCGGGUCUGCAUUACAUCGUGGAUCGAAAUGAGUACACGCGGAAGCUAGCUUCAGUUUUGUCUUCAAGUAACCCCACCGUGAAGCUUCAGGUGUACGAACUGCUUUGCGCCGUGAGUCUUGCAUCGCCCCGAGGCCAUGUUCUG
Molecule: messenger RNA, 612 nt
Organism: Zootermopsis nevadensis
Lineage: Eukaryota; Metazoa; Arthropoda; Insecta; Blattodea; Termopsidae
Source: RefSeq, a predicted model, not a curated record